GUGGAUUGAUUAACGUUGUGGGAACUGUUGCUGGCAGAGAUGUGAGCAGUGGUGAGGGUGGAUUACCUCUCACCAGUCAUUUGGAAUGUGGCCUUAUUGACCGAAGUAAUGUUCUAUCAGGCUUUAUUGACCGAGGUAAUGUUCUAUCAGGCCUUAUUGACCGGGGUAAUGUUCUAUCAGGCCUUAUUGACCGAGGCCUUAUUGACCGAGGUGAUGUUCUAUCAGGCCUUAUUGACCGAGGUGAUGUUCUAUCAGGCCUUAUUGACCGAAGUAAUGUUCUAUCAGGCCUUAUUGACCGGGGUAAUGUUCUAUCAGGCCUUAUUGACCGAAGUAAUGUUCUAUCAGGCCUUAUUGACCGAGGUAAUGUUCUAUCAGGUCUUAUUGACCGAAGUAAUGUUCUAUCAGGCCUUAUUGACCGAGGUGAUGUUCUAUCAGGCCUUAUUGACCGAAGUAAUGUUCUAUCAGGCCUUAUUGACCGAGGCCUUAUUGACCGAGGUAAUGUUCUAUCAGGCCUUAUUGACCGAGGUAAUGUUCUAUCAGGCCUUAUUGACCGAGGUAAUGUUCUAUCAGGCCUUAUUGACCGAGGCCUUAUUGACCGAGGUAAUGUUCUAUCAGGCCUUAUUGACCGAGGUAAUGUUCUAUCAGGCCUUAUUGACCGAGGUAAUGUUCUAUCAGGCCUUAUUGACCGAGGCCUUAUUGACCGAGGUGAUGUUCUAUCAGGCCUUAUUGACCGAGGUGAUGUUCUAUCAGGCCUUAUUGACCGAGGUGAUGUUCUAUCAGGCCUUAUUGACCGGGGUAAUGGUCUAUCAGGCCUUAUUGACCGGGAUGUAUAUGGAUACAACACUGAUGUAUUUAGCUACCUGGCUGAUGUAUGGUUUGGUGUGAUGACUUUGG
Molecule: messenger RNA, 894 nt
Organism: Procambarus clarkii (red swamp crayfish)
Lineage: Eukaryota; Metazoa; Arthropoda; Malacostraca; Decapoda; Cambaridae
Source: RefSeq, a predicted model, not a curated record